UCUGUGCAGAGCGUCUUUGAGACGUAGAAGAAAGCAGAAGGGUCAUGAAGAACAUGAGAAACAGGAAGGAUGGUGUGGGUAAGUGCAUGCAUGUGUGUUGGUGUGAUUUUGACUCUGUGGUCGAGUAUGAAUGUAUUAACUCUCACAGACGGCUUCCUCCUCGGCUGAGCGUCAGUCUGCUCCGAAGACGCCACGCUGCCGGACGUCCAUACGGCGCCAGGUUCCAGCCAUGAGUCGGCGACGGGUCUCGGUCAAAGAUCUGGGGGUGUCGGACUGUCAGGGCUGGCUUCUCCGCAGGAAGGGGGGCCGCAGUUUCCUGGGAAGCAAAUGGAAGAGAUACUGGUUUGUCCUGAAGAAGAGUUCCCUGUACUGGUACACCAACCAGAUGGCGGAGAAAGCCGAAGGAUUCAUCCACCUGUCGGGCUUCACCAUCCAACAGGCCAGACAGUGCAGGAAGAAACAUGCCAUGACGGCCAGUCAUCCUCUCGUUGUGACCAUUUUCAUCGCUGCAGAGAGCUUCGCAGACAUGAACAAGUGGAUCAGGAAGCUGUCCGAAGCAGCCGAGCCGUGCGACCAGAUCAACGCCCAAGAGUGCUACAGCGAAGGCAGCGAUGACGACGCUGACGAGUGUGUGACCACUUCCUGUUCUCUGAACGCUGAGCUGCAAACAGCUGAUUCUGAUGGAGACGUUUCCCAGCCUCUCGGUGAGUCGUCCCCCCGCACCUCCACCCCGCCAGCUUCACCGACCUGUGAAAGCAGAAGAAGAAGCACCUUGGAGGGGGCGACUUUAAGCAGAAACAGGAGAGGAAGAAGAAGAGCGUCAUCAGAGGGCGGUGAGCGGCUGUCCUGGCUGGACCCGGCCGGGCCCGGCGGAGCGUCCCUCCCUCUGAUCCACGUCGGAGGAGGAACAGAAGACGAGGACGUCCACGAGAAGCCCGCUGAUGAGAUGGAGUCCCUCUACAACGACCUGAAGGCAGCCAGCUUGUCUCCGAUUGGACAGUCCAGUCGGAAGGACUUCAGAGCGUCGUUCAUCAGACGAUGUCACAACGACAAAGUCAACGAGAAGCUCCACCUGCUCCGGAUCCUCCAAAGCACGCUGAAGGCCAAAGAGUCGGAGCUGCUGGCGGUGGAGCAGAUCAUGACCGUCCCGACCCUCGCGGCGCCCACAUACAGGAAGUGGAGGCUCUCCAACGCCGUCCUGCUGCAGGAGAUCGCUCAACGCAACCAGGCAGCAGGAGGCGCUGCAGAGCUGAGAUAAAGACAAGUGUCUUCAGGUUGUCCGUCCUCGCUGAGACACUGCUGGCUGAACUGGGACCAGACGGCUAAACCUGUGACUCCCAUCCUGAUGGCAGUGGUGGAACGUAACUAAGCUAAUGACUCGAGUCCUGUACUUUUCAACCUGGAUGUUCCCAUGUUUGUGUCUAAGUGACUGCGAUAAAUGACGUUGUCCUUGGGUCACAUUUGACCCGUUUUGAGUUUUUUAUCACAAAAAAUGGGCCUUCAAAAUAAG
Molecule: messenger RNA, 1510 nt
Organism: Etheostoma cragini (Arkansas darter)
Lineage: Eukaryota; Metazoa; Chordata; Actinopteri; Perciformes; Percidae
Product: interactor protein for cytohesin exchange factors 1-like
Exons: 9
Coding region: 230-1258 (342 amino acids)
Source: RefSeq, a predicted model, not a curated record